AUGCGAACGUAUCCUUUGCUUCUAGUAGCUGCUACCACCCUAUCUGCCUAUGCUGAUACGUCGUCAACAAGAUCGAGUUCGACAUUGGAGCGACCAGCAUUGUCUCAUCAGCACGCCCCCCAGCGGAUGCUGCGAGAUGGGGCGGAAACAGCCGAAGAGGAGAGGAUGCCGAAUAUAGGAGAGGCAUUCGUUGAAUCCAUAUCGGAAAAAGUAAGUGAAGGAACACUGACAAAACUCACUGACGGAUUAUCGGCCAAACCCGCUGAAGCACUUCUGUCGCCUUCCAUUUUUGAGAAGUAUAAGAAGUUCUUGCCUCCAAAGAAAUCUGAGGAGGAUGUCGUUGAUCUACUGAACAACAAGAUAUUUAUAAAUUUUGUUAGCAAAGUUCGGAAAAACGAGAAAAUUACCAAGCCAGAAAAAUUCAUCGCGAAAUUUUUGGCGGAACAUUACUCUGACGAUGCUUUUUUAGCGAUGCUUAAAACAACCCCAGAGCAUUCGGCCGAACAAAAUGAACUCGCGACCAGAUUACAAGAUGAGUGGAUACAACUAACGGUCGAAAAAGCGGGGCCACUAACCGACGAUGCGAUCAACCAUGUGCGCGAGCUUCUAAUUCCUGAUGACAACUUGCUAAGCUCCACACGUUUCGAGGCGUAUUUCGAGCUUUUGAAACGUAGAAAGAACUUCAAGGCCAGAUUUAUUAGAUCAACGAUUGAUUAUGCUGCCCUUUUGAAGAUGCUGCAAAAGUCUACAGAGGUUGAAGCUACGAAAGAAAUCGCGACACGUAUACACAAAAAGCACGGUGCUAAACAACCCAAACUUCAAGUUGUGGGCCGAAUUUGUGAGAACAACAACGUGAAUUGGAUGGUAAGCCGACGGAACAGUAUGCGGAGAUGGCAAAAAUUCUGGAUCGAAAAAUUCGGAAAGAAAACACUAAAGCAAAUGCUGAAAGUGGCCUCGAAGGACAAUGAAACGAAAGAAAUUGCGGAAGGUUUAAGGUCUGAAUUGGGAAUGUUGUCAACAUUUGAGAAAUUAUACAAACGAAUAAUCGGAUCAUGA
Peronospora farinosa is the source of this 1056-nucleotide messenger RNA. Lineage: Eukaryota; Oomycota; Peronosporomycetes; Peronosporales; Peronosporaceae. The record is from the annotation of a GenBank genome assembly.